This is a messenger RNA of Mesitornis unicolor (brown roatelo), 999 nucleotides long. RefSeq names its product inositol 1,4,5-trisphosphate receptor-interacting protein-like 1. The record is from RefSeq and is a predicted model, not a curated record. Gene Ontology annotation, cellular component: membrane. The transcript has a single exon. Lineage: Eukaryota; Metazoa; Chordata; Aves; Mesitornithiformes; Mesitornithidae. The coding region runs from base 1 to 999 and encodes 332 amino acids.
AUGGCUGUGGCAAUCACCUUCAUCCUGGCUGUGCUGGCUGUCGAGCAUGCACUGAAGGGUGAUCCGCAGAUAGAUGUGGCCACGGCCCAUCGGAUGCAGGAGCGUGAGGAUCAUCUGUGUCAGGAGAUGACUCGGCUGCUGCAGGAGGUUGAGCAGAUUGAACAGAAAGGCAAGCUUCUUUCUGUGUUGAAGCUGUGGGAGCUUUGGGCCACUAUAGGAGCUGCGGUCCUGGUUCCCCCCUUCCUCAUGGUCCGGGAUAUUUGGCUUGACUUGGACAGCGGCAGUGAGCAGGACAGCUCCAGCAGUGAUGAAGCGGACGACGAUGAGGAGGAAGACCUCAACAGUGCCUACAGUGGUGUCAGGUCUUUGGCUGCGUCCACCCCAUCGUCAAUGGAGGGCCUGCCCGACAUGUGCAAAGUGCUGAAGGAGGUGGUGGGUGACCUCCUUGCUGUCUGCCGAGUGCUUUCCAAGAAGGAUUUCAUGCCGCAGAUGCACCCGGCCCUUGGGAUGGACAGCACCUAUGAAGACUGGAGAGUCCACGAGAACAGCAUCACCUACCGCCUGCUCGUGUUGCUGCAGCCACCCCCUGGGCACUCUUUCAGCGCAGAGCUGGAGUCCACGGGGCAGCUGCCAGCCAGGACCUCCAGCAUCCGUGUGGUGCUGGAGUGCAUGUGCUCGAGGGAGCAGCUGCUGGGGGCUAGGUUCUGCUUACUCCACCACCCCAACGACAAGGUGCCGACAGAUCAGAGGUCCUACCUCCUAAGCACCCUCUGCACCAGCUCCGACUUAGAUCGGAAGAAAAUCGCCUGCUGGGUCCAAUAUUUGGUGGGAUCUGCCUGGCCGAUUUUGCCUCAGUCGCACCACUGCCAGCUAACGGUGCUGCCCUCCUCCCGAUCGUGCAGGUUCCAGCUGACAAGCACCUCCUUGAUGAACAUCUUCACUGAGAUGAUUUUUGCAGUGCAGCAGGACAGCUCAGACUCCUACCUGAACCUUGAGUAG